CACGCCGUUAGAGUUGAUUUGUCUACUACAUAAUUUAGUUGUUAUUACUUAAAUUUUUGCCGACAAAAUUUGACAUUUGUCGCCAAAGGUGCUAAAAUUUUAGUGGGAAUGUAUAACCUAUUGGCGCCCGCCACCGCCGCAAAUCACCACCGCCACUGCCGCAAUACCAGGUUAUCUCUCGCUCUCUCUCGCGGUCUCGCGCUCGCUCUCGAGCUUGCCGUAUCUCCAAACCGUAUAAAACUUGCCCUAUCCCCUUUCACUCUAAUUUUCCAAAUCUGUCUCGAUUUUGCUCUCUCUAUCUCUCUCGAUUGUGCUCUGUUUCUCGCUCUAUAAAUCGCUAUGGUCGUUUGAAGAAUAGACCUCCAACUGUAUGAACUCCCUCAACUUCUUUAUCUGGUCGUUGGAUUCAUGCGAUGGGAUGCUCACUGUUGGUGAGCAUGGCUUCCCUCAUUUGUUUGAUAAUUUUGCCUAUAAUAUUUGUACAAGGAAAACCAUCAAAGGCAGUUGUGGACUCAUUGGCUUUAUUUGGGGUACUAUAUGAUAAUGGAGAUGUGGAAGUACUCUGUUUAGAUAAAGAGUGCUGGGAGCUUAUUGACAAUGGUCACGAGCCUAGGAAGUAUCUCAUAAAGAAUGGAAUAUAUGACUUUUGGAAUUGGUUUGAUGACCAGACGUGGUAUCCUCUUGGAUGUGUGAUUGGUGGAACUGUUUACCCUGGAUUGACAUUGACAGCAGGCACCAUGUGGUGGUGUGUAUUUAAGAUUGAUACUGAAUUCUUUGAAUAUUCCUGUAUCAUUGGAUGGAAACCGUUUGUGUAUUUACGGCUCCAAUAUUCUUGGCUAAUGCUGCAUGGGCAACCAAUCUGCUAACAAAGGAAGUUAAGGGCACUGGUGCUGGACUGACUGCAGCAGCUCUUUUGGCUAUGAUCAGCUAAGAACAAUGAACUCAACUUCCACUUGAGUUCAAGGGGAAAAUUGGGAUGGAAUCGGGGACAGAUUUCUGAUCAGAUCAGAAAAUCCAGAUGCGAAACAAAAGCUUGUGAUGUGGUUUAUGCUUUCAAGGAAUCAAACAACACACGCAAACCCAAAAGCUUGUGAUGUUGUUUAGGAUUUUUAGACCCAGUGUAUACAUUCAGUAUUUGAACGAGAGAGCGAGAAAGAGAAAGAGAAAGAGAACACCACGCCGGAGAACCACUGUGGUAAGUGUCGAUGGAGAUCGCCACCGCUAGAUUGUCGCCGUCGCAAAUUGCCGUUGAUGCAGCGAGAGGAUGAGAGAGUGAGAAUUAGAACCCUAGUUGUAAAUAGAGUAUUGAAAACAUAAGGGGAAAUGGGUGGGUACCUAUCCCCAACAUAUCCCCAGUGGAGGUUUAAAGAACACCACUUACUUACCCGACAGGUAAGAAAAAAGGAGAAACCCCAUGUAUUUGGAUCGAGUCUCCAUGGAUACUCACAGGGUAGGUUAUCCAUUGCCAUUUCUACGGGUCAGGAGAUUUUUGACUUGCAGAGCAGUAGUGUUUGACUUUUUGUCAAUCAGUAUUUCCCAGCAUUGACUAUUAAUAUCUGAAACAUGUACAGAGUGUUAAUAGGUAUCUGAAACGUGUAAUUCAAGAGGAUGGUCCCAUACAAUACAGGCCUUUAAAAUGUAAAACUCCUAGUUUUGUUCUCAUAUGCAUCAGAUAUCUUGUGGAAGAAGUGAUGCUGGGUCAAUUCUCUUCUUUCUUUUUGUGUGUUUGUGCGUGCGAUCACAAUUAUAGUAGAAUAUGGUGCUAAGGUAGUUUGGAUUUAUGUCAAGGAGAGGGAAAGAACUUUGUAGUCGGUUUUGUUUGAUCCAAAUGCUAAUAUACACAUGUAUGUGUGUGUGUGUGUGUGUGUGUGAUAUGCGUUGUUUU
This is a messenger RNA of Camellia sinensis, 1885 nucleotides long. The record is from RefSeq and is a predicted model, not a curated record. Lineage: Eukaryota; Viridiplantae; Streptophyta; Magnoliopsida; Ericales; Theaceae.